UCAUCCUGUCAGCCAGAGGUUACAGCAGCCGGGAAAACGCUCGCAAAUAUGUGAUAUUUCCUCAAACACUGCUGCUAGUUUAGUGUUUCAGGUAUAUUUUUUGUUCGGGUAUCUACAAAACUUCACCACUGGUAAAAAGCAAACGUAUUCUCCGGAGCAGCUUCAAGGUUUCUUGUGGAGGUUGUUGGACGGGACAGCGGGACCAUCGACUGAGGUCUCCGGAGCAUUACUCUACCCCCAUGCCCGCCGCGAUGCUGCCCUGCCUGCGUUCUGUCCUGCGGCCCGCCCUCUCUCUGAGAGCCGGGUCUGUGUUGGCCACAGCCGGACUCAGCAGCCACCAAACCCCCGCUAUAGCGUCCUGUGCACGGAGCACCUCAGAGCCUGCUCUCUCCAUGCUGGGGCAGCGGAGGCACCUGGGCACACACCCGCUGAGGGAGAACGUGGACCCUCUCGACUCUCCCCGGGGAGCCAAGGAGUUUAUUUACACUCUCCAUCCCACCGAGAGGAGCUGUCUGCUCCGAGAGCUGCACAAGUUCGAGUCCAUAGCCAUCGCUCAAGGUCAGAUUGAAGUUUCAGCCCCUACUUCAGGAGAGCUCAGAUAUAUCCUGCUGCACAACGCUAUCCCUUUCGUUGGAUUUGGAUUCCUGGAUAACUGCAUUAUGAUCGUAGCUGGAACACAUAUUGAGUUAUCCAUCGGAGUGAUCCUCGGCAUUUCAACUAUGGCAGCUGCUGCUCUUGGCAACCUGGUGUCUGAUCUGGCAGGACUAGGGCUGGCAGGUUAUGUGGAGGCGUUGGCGUAUCGGCUGGGAAUGAAGAUUCCUGACUUAAGCCCCAAACAGGCGGACAUGUGGCAGACCAGAGUCAGCUCUCAUGCGGGCAAAGCCAUCGGUGUUGCCAUCGGCUGUAUCCUUGGCAUGUUUCCUCUUUUCUUCUUCAAGGACGAUGAUGAGAAGAAGAAGAAGAAGAAAGGCAAGGCGGAAGCGAAGGAGGAAACACAACCACCUCCUGCUCCAACAGAAGACUGAAGCUUACAUCUCCACGGAGAGAAAUACUAUUUGAAAUCCAUUACAAUACUUUAAAGUGGGACUGAUUGCGCUUGUCUGGUGGACUGCAGUGUGUGAACAUGUCUUUGAACCAUUACAGACUAAUCAUUGGGUACUUUACAGGACCCAGUCAAACUAAAGGUAUUCUAAGGAUGGUUUUAGAUAUUAUUUCAUUGUAGACUUUGAACUUGAGCACAGGGACGUGACUGUCUCUUGAAGAGACAAUAAAUGAUUGAUUCAUUAGAGUGCUGCUAACUGUAACACCGUAACCUCCUCUUGACUGACCGACAUGAGCUGAAGCUAAUUAGAACACAGGGCAGUGACCUCUUCCCCUCCUUCCAGGCUGUUAUACAAUCAUCUGACUAUAGAUGGUUAGAUGGAAGGUAGAUGAUAAUUUGCGGGCUCUCUUAAAUAUCAACAAACGUUGGAACCAAUGCAUUCAAAAGAAAAUGCUGUACGCAGCUUUUUGACGUUGAAGGUUCCUCAUAUAAUGUCUGAAACCCUCAUCUGAAUCCAUGGAGGAAGACUUAACAAAGAGGCAUGUCUUUAGUCAGCAGUGUUAAACUUAUUUUUUAAUGAGUAUUUGAAGGUAAUGAGCCAAGGAAGGGGGGUCACUUUUUGCAUAUAAAGAUGCACCCUUUCAUCAAGUACAUUACUCUUCUGUCUUACAAGCAUGUCUGCCUUUUAAUGAUAACAAUGUCUUAAUAAGUCCUGCCUGCCUGCCUGCCUCAUUCACACUCCAUGACAACCAGUCAGCUGCUUUUUGUGAAAAAUCAGUACUUGUUUAGAUUUUUAUGUUUCUUGUUGAUGACGAACUUUAUAUUGAUCCCUCAAAUGAGUAACAUGCACCCAAUUUCCCCAUUUAUAAUGAGUGUUACAAGGUAGAUGCAGUUUGUUUCCUAUCUCAGAGGAGUUGAGCAGAAAGGAGACGAACACAGAGAGGCAGAGGGAGGGAAAAAGAUUAGAAAUGCCAACACUGAACCGCCUGAGACCUCGGUCCCAUCUGCAGCCGACCUCUGGCUCCAGUACCACACGAUUCAUCUCCUCGCCUACCUGCAGCUGAACCACAACUCACUCCCAGAGCAGCUUCUGUCCUGCAAGGGCAGCCUAGAACAUUCAGCCCAGUGCUCAGUUUCAAUUUGACUUCAAAGUAAAUAAGAAGAUUGUUUCCCUGUUUGUUUUCUAGAUGCUUUUUAAUUCCAACACUAUUUCACUUCUAUCCUAUAUAAUAUUGUCUCUGCUCUGCUGCCCCCUUCUGGCUGAAAUUCAGAGAAAGUUAAGUUGACUGUCAUUUAGCAUAAGCAUUUCUUUUUCUGUUAGUAUUAAAGCCUCUCGUGUCUCGCCUGUAAGUUCCACCGGCUAUAGGUAAUCAAAUUAUCGCCAAAACAUUCAUUUGUCAUAUUUCUCAAUGCAAGUAUCUGCAUCAUUCAUCAUCAGACAUGAAGACAGGUUUAUUCGGACACAUUUGGGAUGAUGAGACACCUCCAUCCAUCCAAGUCUUCAUUCAGCUGUCACUGAGUUCCUAAUGUAUCUUUGAAUGGUUGUGUUUCUCACCAGGUUGCUCAGCUCAUCAGAAAUGCAGUCACUUGUUUAUAGCAUUGAAUCUGUUUGCAAGUUGAAGAAAUGAAAGGAAGCUGCCACAUGUCACUCUCUGGAAAACUUGCAGAAAAUGUAUUUAUUUUUGUUAAGAUAUUCAGACUUGUAUUCAUAAAAUGUUCUCACUAUGUUCUCUUUAUCUGAAAGGAAAAUGUUAAGAAUAGAAAGUAUUUGUCAGCACAACAACCUUUGUUAGUAUAUUUUCAGCAGCAUUAUACAACAGGAAGGACUUCUAAUUCAACCGACCCCUCUCUAUGGUACGGUCCAUAAGUAACUUUCUGAAGACUGACCCUGUCUGAGAUGUUAUAGUUAUUUAUUAUGUGGGUAACAGUGAUCCUUAACAGUGAUAGCAAUGAAGAAAAGAACUGAACAUAUUUAUGUAGUUAGGAUUUUUGAUCUGAUUGCUUGAUUUCCACCCUGCAUGCACUGCUAAUAAAAGAAACAAAAGUGUA
Molecule: messenger RNA, 3091 nt
Organism: Notothenia coriiceps (black rockcod)
Lineage: Eukaryota; Metazoa; Chordata; Actinopteri; Perciformes; Nototheniidae
Product: transmembrane protein 65
Exons: 8
Coding region: 240-1025 (261 amino acids)
Biological process (GO): cardiac ventricle development; regulation of cardiac conduction
Cellular component (GO): mitochondrion
Source: RefSeq, a predicted model, not a curated record